This is a messenger RNA of Mycena citricolor, 1458 nucleotides long. The record is from the annotation of a GenBank genome assembly. NCBI's taxonomy places the organism in Eukaryota, Fungi, Basidiomycota, Agaricomycetes, Agaricales, Mycenaceae.
AUGAUAUCUUCCAUCUUUGUGUCCAUUGCGCUUUCUCUUCUCUCUCCGAUCUUGUUCUCGGUUUUCAAGAUCCUGUAUCGCAACUGGACCUCUUCUCUGCACUUCAUCGACGGCCCGACCUGUGCGAAUCCCAUCCUCGGACACUCAAAAUUGAUCGCGGAUGUUCCCAGUAUCACCAAUAAAUGGCGGGAGGAGUUCGGUGCCACAUUCAUGGCCAAAGGAUUUUUCAGCAAUCCCGCGUUCGGUGUUGCACAAAUCAGAAUCAUGAACGAGGUCUUCAUGGAGAAAGGAAACAUGCUGCGAGACCUGUUGGUAGAGGAGGUUAGACAAGGGAGCGGAAAGGCGGUCGUAGAUCUUUCCGGUUGGCUCAGACAGGUCUCUCUGGAUAUCAUUGGACAAGCCGGGUUCGGAUAUCAAUUCAAUUCCCUGCAGUCCCGCGGAAAAGACGAGGCGGAGCUGAGCACCGUCUUUCGCGCGUUAUUUCACUCCCCCAACGCCAAUGUGUACCAAGCCGUGCAGGUCGCACAGGCAGUUUUUCCGAUACUGCAAUACGUCCCGCUCCCGGGCUGGCAGAUCAUCCGCGCGACUCAGAGCAAACUGCGCGCAAUCGGCAAGCAGCUGUUGGACAAAUCGAAACGCGAAUCCGCCGCUGCCGCUGGCGAGAAGGACUUCGGGAAGGGCAAGGAUCUACUGGCUCUUCUCGUGAAGGCGAACAUGUCAAGAGAUAUCCCUGCCAGUCAGAAACUGAGCGACGAGGAAGUGAUAUCCCAAAUUCCAACGUUCUUCUUUGCGGGACAUGAGACCACCAGCACCGCGCUGUCCUGGGCAGUGCACGCUCUGUCAAAGCACCCGGACGUUCAGGAAAAGCUCCGUCAAGAGCUGUUCUCGCUCCCGACCGACCAUCCAUCUAUGGAUGAACUCAAUUCACUCCCGUUCCUCGAGAAAUUCAUCAGAGAAUCCAUGAGAUUGUAUGCCCCAGUGGUCUUCAUUCAAAGAAUGGCAAGCCAGGAUGAUGUAUUGCCUCUUGCCAAGCCAUAUGUCGAUCGUCAAGGCGUGUCGCAUGAUACUCUCCCCAUCCGCAAAGGCCAAGUCGUCACUAUCCCGAUUGCUGCUAUCAACACAGACAAGGAAACUUGGGGGGAAGAUGCCCUCGAGUUCAAACCUGACCGGUGGGAUAAUCUGCCCGAAGCAGUGAAUUCGGUCCCAGGUGUUUGGGCAAACCAGAUGACAUUCUUUGCUGGUUCGCACCACUGCAUUGGCUUCCGCUUCAGUCUCAUUGAACAAAAGGCUAUCCUCUUCGCACUUCUUUGUGCAUUACAGUUCUCUCCUGGGGCAGAAAGCAUUGGGCCUGUCAUGAGUAAUGUGAUCCAGCGGCCUGAAUCAUUUGCACUGAGAAAGGAUGGCUUGAUGUCUUCUGGGAAAUUCUCAAUCAUGCUUGAGCAGUACACAAGUGAAUGA